AUGAACAACACAGUGACUAGCUGGCGCGGAUUGCUAAGCAUUCAUAUGCCACCAUACUACAAUUCAAUAAUCAAGGGUGUGUCAACAGUCAUGGUAUCCUACUCAAGUCUAAAUGGAGUCAAAAUGCAUGCAAAUCAUCAACUUGUCACCAAAUUCCUCAAAGGCACUUUGAGAUUCAGGGGAUUUGUUAUAUCGGAUUGGCAAGGAAUAGACAAAAUCACCUAUCCACAACAUGCCAAUUAUACAUACUCAGUUCUAGCAGGGAUUAACGCUAGCAUUGACAUGAUUAUGGUUCCUUUCAACCAUACAGAAUUCAUUGAUACUUUAACCUCCUUGGUGAACAACAACUUCAUUCCAAUUAGUCGGAUCGAUGAUGCUGCCAAAAGGAUAUUGAGAGUUAAACUCAGCAUGGGCCUCUUUGAGAAUCCUAUGGCUAACCAUAGUUUAGUUGAUCAACUUGGAAGCCAGGCUCACAGAGAUUUGGCGAGGAAGGCUGUGAGAAAAUCACUUGUACUAUUGAAGAAUGAAGAAAAUGCUGAUAACCCUGUACUUCCACUACCUAAAAAGGCAUCCAAAAUCAUAGUUGCUGGAAGCCAUGAUAACAAUCUUGGAUUUCAAUGUGGUGGUUGGACAAUAACUUGGCAAGGACAAGGUGGCAAUAACCACACUGUCGGAACCACAAUCUUUAACGGGAUCUCAACUGCAGUUCAUCCAAGUACAUAA
Fraxinus pennsylvanica is the source of this 723-nucleotide messenger RNA. The record is from the annotation of a GenBank genome assembly. Lineage: Eukaryota; Viridiplantae; Streptophyta; Magnoliopsida; Lamiales; Oleaceae.